Parnassius apollo (apollo) is the source of this 1629-nucleotide messenger RNA. Lineage: Eukaryota; Metazoa; Arthropoda; Insecta; Lepidoptera; Papilionidae. The record is from the annotation of a GenBank genome assembly.
AUGCAUCGCUUUUUUGCAGAGCUGGAGCCAUCUCUAUCCGUCACUGAGCAAAACCUGGUAGACCGAGUUCGGUACAUCCUGCGCUCCAACAUAUUUGGUGACGCCGAACUCGAACGACUACGACGUGAGGCUGUUCCCUCAUCGGAUGGAAAUGCUAUGGCCGGGAAUGCGGCGCCACUAAUUGCGCAUCAAACUGCAUAUGUCGAUGCUGCCGUGGAUAUUCCAGUUGUGGUUGAUUCAGACGGUGAUGGAAUAGUCUCCCACUACCGAACUAGUGAAAAUGAGGAGCAUAUUGGAAGAGUCGAUGCUGGAAACGCGCAGUACACCUCUAGAAAAUCGAUCGCGACUUCCCCGCAUACCCCCAAGCAAGCGAAAUCGUGCGAGCUCUUAACCCAAUUCUGGCGACCUAUUUGGAAGCCAGCCGGGACCUUUGCGAGAUGGACUCACUACUUUUUGGUGCUGAGUCUCUGCCUACCCCUCUGGGUGACAGGCGCGUUAGCAAAAAAAGGACAUAAUAUUACAGUAAUAUCAUAUUUUCCACAAAAUCAACCUAUAAAAAAUUAUCAUGACAUAAGUCUGGCGGAAAAGUUAACGGUUUUCGAAGGUGUAUUCCCUGAAGAAAAUUCGUUUUUAACUAUUUUAAAAGUUACUUCCUCCCUCGUACAGUUCGGAACGAAGGAUUGUAAAACUUUGCUGGAAGACAAAAAUGUACAAAAUUUAUGGAAGACGAAGUCAAAAUUUGAUGUAGUGGUUACAGAGCAAUUUAACAGUGACUGUUCUCUAGGAUUAGCGCACAUAUUAAAUGCUCCAGUAGUAGGUCUCACUACCCAUUCUUUGAUGCCAUGGCAUUUCAGCAGAUUUGGUGUUCCUUUCAAUCCUUCAUACGUAUCGUUUAUGUAUUCGAAUGGUGGAACUAAGCCAACUCUAUAUCAGAAAGUAGAAAGUUUUAUAAUCGAUACAUAUCUAAGGUUAAUUUAUAAGUAUCUCGGUCAAAGGGUAGAUCAAAGCACGCUUGCACAGUAUUUUGAUGAUAUUCCUCCUUUAGAAGAACUGGGUCAUAACAUCAAAUUUCAACUACUGUACACUAAUUUUGUUCAUGUCGGCUCAAAUAUCUUCCCCCAGAAUGUGAUAGAGGUUGGUGGAUAUCAUGUUGCAAAUCCUAAGCAAUUACCUGAAGACUUACGUAAGUUUAUCGAAACAUCUCAACACGGGGUAAUAUAUAUUAGUUUUGGAUCUUUGAUAAGAACAGCUGCAAUGCCUAGAGAUAAAUUAGAAACUAUUUUAAGCACACUUUCGGAGCUUCCUCAAAGAGUUAUUUGGAAAUGGGAAGAGGACUCUUUACCAGGAAAUCUGAAGAAAAUAUAUAUAUCUAACUGGUUACCUCAAAAUGACAUAUUAGGUCAUCCAAAUGUGGUAGCAUUUUAUUCGCACUGUGGACUACUGGGAACUACAGAAGCACUGUAUCAUGGAGUUCCAGUAUUAGGAAUGCCUCUUUUUGGAGAUCAACCAUCAAAUGCUGCAGCAAUUGAAGAAAGUGGUCUCGGGGUUCAAAUUGAACUUAAGGAACUCACAAAAGAAAAUCUUUUAAAAAAAGUUCAGGACGAUUCUAAAUCCCCGGUUUCAGGCUAA